Molecule: messenger RNA, 1869 nt
Organism: Anthonomus grandis grandis
Lineage: Eukaryota; Metazoa; Arthropoda; Insecta; Coleoptera; Curculionidae
Gene: Gstcd
Product: glutathione S-transferase C-terminal domain-containing protein homolog
Exons: 1
Coding region: 132-1814 (560 amino acids)
Source: RefSeq, a predicted model, not a curated record
AUUAGUUUAAAAUCAAAGCAAACCAACAUUAUGGUGUGUUGAUUACUUUUGUAUUAAACAUGAUUUCUUGAAACUCCUUUUGAAUUAAGUACAAUGUAAAAUCAGUUAUUCUAGUUAUAAAUUCCUUAAAAAUGUCUAAAGGAAUUUUAUAUAUAAAUGCAUGGACAGAAGGGCAAACCGACAAUUACUGGCUUGAUUUGGAGACUUUCAUCAUCUUGCAUGUCUCCCAAUUUACCGAGAGUCCAAAGUUACAAUUAAAACUGAACAUUUUAAGUGAUAAACCCCAGUGGUCAAAUUUAGUGGUUAGCUUUAGCAACAUAACCUAUGAACUCAUUAAAGAUCCAAGUGAUAUUACCCAAAUAUGCCGUUGGCCCUUACUAGUGAUUAAUAACCAAGUGGUUUCGGGGUUAUGUUCUGUUGCAAGACAAGUGUGUCGGCUCAGCACCAAAGACUCCGUUAGGAAAUUAUUGGGGUUCCGAGAGGCUUGUUUGGUUGCUUGUGCUGAAAGCUCUAUUUGGACCAGGUUCUGUGAAGUCGAUAUCAUUAGAGCUAUAAAUCAAGUUUUAAAAGGUGAGUGUGUGCAAGAUGGGGCAUUUCUUGUGCCCCAUGAGAUUGUAAACUUCGAGAACCAUUUGUCACAACCUGUAAGGAUUCAUAACAUUUACAAAUUGGCUAGAAACAAAAAAAACGAGCAACGUUUAAACAGUAGCACCCCUAGAGAGCAGCUCAUGAUCAACCAUGACUUUGCUGAGGGACCUUAUGUGACUUUAGCAGACCUAAUUCUCUAUCCGUGUUUAAAACUAUUUAAAACUUAUUGUGACAGUGCGUGCAUACCCUUGAAAUUUCCUUUAACUUUGGCAUGGCUUCAAAGGCUCGAUUUUCCAAAUAUAGGUUAUAAUUGCCCUAAUAACACCAUAGUAGUUGGCUCUACUAUUUACCCUGAAAUAAAUAAUGUUAGCCUGUACAAUGCAGACCCCAAACGGACUGAACCAGUGAAUCACACCACACAAAACAAGAUUGAAGCAGCCCUAAAUUUAGUGGACCAAAUCAAACCAUGUAUAACAAACACAGGUUUACUAUAUGGGUUUGACACAGCAUUUGACUGGUCUAUGGUGCCCUUAAAGGCAAGUCCACACUGUGGGACCCUACCAGCAAACAGAGCACAAAGGAAGUGUGAACAGCUGGAAAGUUUAGCAAAAGCCACUUUGGCCGUAGUAAAAAAUAAAUCAUAUAAAAUUGUGGAUUUUUGUAGUGGCAGCGGACACUUGGGGAUCCUAAUUGCCUGCCUUCUACCAAAAUGUCACAUCAUUUUGGUCGAAAACAAGGAAAGAUCUCUGGCAAGAGCAAGAGAAACCAUUGGGAACCUCAAUUUGGUAAAUGUCACCAUAGUCCAGUCGAAUUUGGACUAUUUUAGGGGCAGUUUUGACUUGGGGUUGGCCUUGCAUGCCUGCGGGGUUGCCACAGAUCUAGUGCUUAAAAUGUGUAUUGAAAACAAGGCGGAUUUUGUGUGUUGUCCUUGUUGCUACGGGGGGAUUAAACAGUGCCAUAAAGUGUCUUACCCAAGAAGUGAACAAUAUAAAAGUCUAUUUAUUGUUAAACAUUUGUAUUUUAAUUUGGCGCAUGCGGCUGAUCAGACCCAUGACCUGAAAAAUGUCAAGACUCGGCAGGGGUAUUUUUGUAUGGACGUCAUUGAUACGGAUCGGAGGCUGUACGCCAUGGAGUGCGGGUAUACAGUGCACUUAGGGAAGCUACAGCCAGAAACUUGUACCAAUAAGAAUAAUUUGUUAGUUGGGAUUUGUAAUGAGAGGCCGUAGGUGUAUGUGAAAAAAAAAGUUUUUAAAAUAUUAAAUUAAAGCGUUUUUUUCUGUU